UGGUUAGCUAGCAAAGUAUCAAGUGCGGUGACCAACACACAGGGGGCAAGACCGGCGUCCUCUUUAGUGAUUUCUCCUGCAAGCUGAGUUUGGUGCCCGUCGGACAAAUGGCGAAAGCGGUGGAGAUCAAGGCAUACCGUAACGAGGCGGCUCCACUGAAGGCUCACGAGCAGACGUUGAUGGUGAAGGUUACUGCACCGGCGACCGGGAAGAAGGAGACGGCGGCUCUGGACAUCGUAUUUGUCCUUGAUAUCAGUGGAAGCAUGGCGGGAGAUAGGAUCGCCAAGAUGAAGAAGACCAUGGAGUUUUUCGUCAAAGAAAAGAUGGGCGCUGAAGACCGACUUGCCAUCGUCCCAUUCUCUUCCGAUGCUAAUGAUAAAAGCCAUGCAAAGCUUGACCGCAUGAAUGACGACAAAAAGAAGAAGGCCGUGGUGGCCUUCAUCAAUGGCCUGAAAGCCCACGGCGACACCAAUAUCGCGGCCGGCCUCGAGUCCGCCGUUAAGAUGCUGGUGGAGGGUCGUCGUCCGGACCGCGCAUGCGUCAUCUUUCUCUUGACGGACGGUGCGCAGAAUCAUGGUGACGCUAGGAAAGUGAAGGAUGUCAGCAAAGUCAACGUCCAAACCUAUGGUUUUGGUGAAAAGCACGAUCCGACGCUCCUCUACGAGCUGGCACACAAGAGCCAUGGAGGCGCAUUCCACCUUGUUAAGGACAACAGCGCCGAAAACAAUCUUGCGGACGGCUUUGGCAUGGUGCUGGGACGCUUCCGCGACAUCUCGGUCCUGAACGUGAGGGUGACGCUGAGGGUGACACCCAAGCAAAAAGAGCCGGAGAAAAUACACGACGUGGAUCCUGGUUCCUACCCAACGGAACACGACAAAGAAAAGGGCUCUUUCACCGUGGAAUUCGGCGAUCUUGCCCGCCUGGAGGCACGCAGGACCAUGCUCCUCCUACACCUCCCCAAAGUCCACAAGGAAGAGAAAGGAAAGACUGUCCUUACAGUCGAAUGUUUAUAUAGACUGGCGGGAGCUGCAAAGGACACCAAGGUAGGCCCGCAAGAAGUGAAGAUGGAUCGAUCCUCAAAGGCAAACACGGAUGAAACCAAGCCUGAGGUGGAGCUGGAGCUAUUCCGUCGCAAGCACGCAGCCGCCGUAGACGAAGCAACGAAACUGGCCGAGAAGAAGAAUUUCGCAGGUGCCAGAGAAAAACUGGCCGAACGCCUGAGCGCCCUGGAUGACCUCGACAACCCCAAAUCCGAAGACCUUGUCGGCUUUCUAACCACGCAGAUGGAGCACAUGUUCGACCACAUGGGGUCACAGGAAGAGUACGACAAGAAAGGCAAGGCCUUAGCACUGUCUAUACUCUCGUCGCACGCUCGCCAGCGUCCAACUGUGCAGGGCCACGUCCACGACGACUCCCUCUUUUACUUGAAGCGUGACAGCAAGUACGUUGCACAAGCCAGGCAGUUCCAUAUCAAUCCCAACACCCGCUUCUGAAUCCAGCACCAGGUGCCCAACCCUAAUAUAUAAUCCAUCGGUCCAUCAAAACGUCGGCGACCUUGAUCGAUGGUCACCACUUUAUUUCUUUGCUUAAUUUUUACUAGUUAUUCUUUCACAAGAAUAAGACGAGUCCGUCAAAAACAUGUGUACAACCCGUGAACCUGUGCGGAUGCCCGGGCCGGUAUUUUUUUUUCCUUGUUUCAACUAAGUUGUUUAUUUUUAUUUUACCACCAAAGUGAUUAUAUAUUUCUUUCGUCUCACACCAUAUGCAUGCAAUAUUGAUCCGUUACUUUUCCUUUUUCCUUUUGAGCGCCCGCGUCUUUUGUCACAUGCACCAACACGCUCCUACAGCUUCGGUACAACUCCUCCAUAAACGCCCCCAUGCAUGCCUACAUUGUCUAUCCACCAUCCAACGUACGUACGUCCGUCCGUCGUACAGUGCAUGUCCUACAUUGUCUAAACAACACCCAACGUACGCCCGUCCGCCCUACAGUGCAUGUCGUACUGUUACGUAAAAUAAAACCCGCGCCUACCCGACCCCCACAACAAUAACCCUAAUUACAACAAACAAAUAGACCGAUUCA
Hordeum vulgare subsp. vulgare (domesticated barley) is the source of this 2080-nucleotide messenger RNA. RefSeq lists its product as uncharacterized. The coding region runs from base 108 to 1493 and encodes 461 amino acids. The record is from RefSeq and is a predicted model, not a curated record. The transcript has 4 exons. NCBI's taxonomy places the organism in Eukaryota, Viridiplantae, Streptophyta, Magnoliopsida, Poales, Poaceae.